This is a messenger RNA of Phragmites australis (common reed), 1449 nucleotides long. Its product is annotated as calcineurin B-like protein 2. Gene Ontology annotation, biological process: calcium-mediated signaling. NCBI's taxonomy places the organism in Eukaryota, Viridiplantae, Streptophyta, Magnoliopsida, Poales, Poaceae. The transcript is spliced from 9 exons. Gene Ontology annotation, molecular function: kinase binding; calcium ion binding. The record is from RefSeq and is a predicted model, not a curated record. Bases 436 to 1113 code for a protein of 225 amino acids.
CAGCGGCGGCUUGCCCUCGCCGUGGGGCAGGCGAGGCGACGACCCACACCACCCCACCCCACCCAAUGAGGAGCCCGAAACGGUCACGCCGCCCGAGCCCGAGAGAGAGAGAGAGAGAGAGAGAGAGAGAGACGACACGCGCGGCACGAGCGCGAACCGCAUACGCCUCGCCUCGCACGCACACCGACGAGCGACGAGCGAGCCCGACACAUCCCCGUCGCGAUUGGCAUUGCCCUCCCCUCCCCUCCUCCUCCUCCGAUCCCGCCGCGCCCUAACCUCACCCGGUCUCCUCCACCCGCGCUGCCGCCGCCGAGAUCGGGCUCCCGCUCGCAACCGCCCUCGAGGAUAGAACCCGCCGGGCCGUGAGAUGGGGCGGUGAGUAGCGUGUGGCGGCGGCGGCGGCGGCGGGUGUAGGGUGGCGGCGAGGGCAAUAUCAUGGUGCAGUGUCUGGACGGGGUGAGGCAGCUGCUCGCGGUCUUUCUCAAGUGCUGCGACGUUGAGCUCCAGCAGCCGCGGGGGCUCGAGGACCCCCAGGUCCUCGCGCGGGAGACCGUCUUCAGCGUCAGCGAGGUCGAGGCGCUCUACGAGCUGUUCAAGAAGAUAAGCAGCGCUGUGAUCGAUGACGGGCUGAUUAACAAGGAGGAGUUUCAGUUGGCGCUAUUCAAGACUAGCAAGAAGGAGAGCUUGUUCGCAGAUCGCGUAUUUGAUUUGUUUGACACAAAGCACAAUGGAAUUUUAGGAUUUGAAGAAUUUGCCCGUGCUCUCUCAGUAUUUCAUCCUAAUGCUCCCCUUGAUGAGAAAAUUGACUUUUCAUUCCGGCUAUAUGAUCUCAAGCAACAAGGCUUCAUUGAGAGACAAGAGGUUAAGCAGAUGGUUGUUGCGACACUUGCUGAAUCAGGAAUGAAUCUUUCUGAUGAAAUUGUAGAGAGCAUAAUUGACAAGACAUUUGAGGAGGCAGACACAAAGCAUGAUGGAAGAAUUGACAAAGAAGAGUGGCGCAAUCUAGUUCUUAGGCAUCCCUCUUUGCUGAAGAACAUGACUCUCCAGUACCUGAAGGACAUCACCACUACAUUUCCAAGCUUUGUCUUUCACUCUCAAGUUGAUGAUAACUGAAGCUCUUGGAGUUCUUUCAAAUCAAACAUCAAAAGAUAUGCCCGUGGCGUUUUGAUAAGGUUUUCGAUAUUUGAUCAUUGGAUUGACAAAUCAUAGUGCGCUGAAGGAUGUUGCAUGUCAGAUUCGAGAACUUGAAUCUUUUGUCAGUAACCUUGUUUCUUUCAUUGCAAUAUGGCUGGAUGCACUUGGACAAGAUCUAUCUGUCCAAAGUUUUCCUUUUGGUUCUUUUGGCUGGCCCGCAACCGGAUCCAGAUCCCUGAAGCUUGUCUUUUGUCUUUUGUACAGAAUAGAAACAGUAUUUUAAGGAUUUAAAUUGUGGUAUUAUUUUGUUUUUCA